This is a messenger RNA of Pristis pectinata (smalltooth sawfish), 2953 nucleotides long. It is a transcript of the gene uck2a, whose product is annotated as uridine-cytidine kinase 2a. Bases 208 to 972 code for a protein of 254 amino acids. Gene Ontology annotation, cellular component: cytoplasm; cytosol. NCBI's taxonomy places the organism in Eukaryota, Metazoa, Chordata, Chondrichthyes, Rhinopristiformes, Pristidae. Gene Ontology annotation, molecular function: kinase activity; ATP binding. The record is from RefSeq and is a predicted model, not a curated record. The transcript has 7 exons.
UGAGAAUGGCGAUUGUCUGAAUCAGUGGCUUGGCUUACCUAAGGAAAUGUAGCGGGGAAUUUGCAGUAUAGUGUUAUAAAUUCGAGUAUUCUUCAGAAAUGCUAGAGAAAUUCCAAUUGAGAUAGCCCUUUUUUUCUGGGGCCAGACAAAACCGGAUUCGAAAGGGUGGUAGGGGGAAGGGGGAAACAUCAAGAACUGGUGUGCAUCAUGGCAGGAGACAGCGAUCAGACGGUCCAGAACCGCAAACCCUUUCUAAUUGGGGUCGGAGGGGGCACCGCCAGCGGGAAAUCCUCGGUUUGUACAAAAAUAGUCCAGCUACUUGGUCAAAAUGAGAUCGACCAUCACAAAAGGCAAGUGGUUAUUGUGAGCCAAGACAGCUUUUAUAGAGUCUUGACACCUGAACAGAAAGGAAAAGCAAUGAAGGGUCAGUUUAACUUUGAUCACCCAGAUGCCUUUGAUAAUGAAUUGAUAUUCAAUACGCUGAGAGAUAUCAUUGAAGGAAAAAUAGUUGAGAUUCCUGUAUAUGACUUUGUUUCCCAUUCCAGAAAAUCUGAGACAGUGACAGUCUACCCAGCAGAUGUGGUGCUAUUUGAAGGUAUCUUGGCCUUUUACGUGCAGGAUAUCCGGGACAUGUUUCAGAUGAAACUGUUUGUGGACACAGACGCAGACACCAGACUGUCACGCAGAGUAUUAAGAGACAUAAGUGAAAGGCAACGGGACCUAGAACAAGUUUUAACACAGUACAUAACAUUUGUCAAGCCAGCUUUUGAAGAAUUCUGCCUCCCAACCAAAAAGUACGCAGAUGUCAUCAUUCCAAGAGGAGCAGAAAACUUGGUUGCCAUAAAUUUGAUAGUGCAACACAUCCAAGACCUUCUCAAUGGUGGACUGAGCAAGCGUCAAAAUGGCUGUUUGAAUGGCUACAGUACUUCAUGCAAGAGAGAGCCUUCGGAUUCCAAUAGCAGACCACACUGACCAAAGGCUGAGGAGAGGAAAUCUUGCAAUGAAGUUUAGCAUUGACUUACCAUUUACUCUAUGGAAAAGGGAAAGCUGCCAAGGUCUUAAAACAUGGUUCAAAACAAAAUUCACUUUUGGCACCAAAAUGGAAUUCUUCCUUAAGUAUUUAAUUUUGCCAAUUAAGUUUUCUUUUUGUUUGUUGCGUAACUUAAGAGUGAUAUCUUGCCUUUUAAGUCCUUAAAUGUUUAUGCUCAAGCAACUGUCUUUUAUCAAAGAAAUGCAAUCCAACAAAGGAAUACACUUGUGUGUUUAGUUGGAAAUAUACAAUGAGGCAAACCUUGUCCCUUUGUAGUUUAGCUUUGAUUUGAGAAAUGCAUUGGGAACAAUGUUCAAUGUUACAUAUAAUGCUAGGUAUUACUGCCUGUGCAGCAAUAUUUAAAUACUGUACUUCAUUGCACUGAAUGGCUUUAUCUUCUAACCUGAUGUGCCAGUGGGAUGAUUUUUUUACAUAAAUUAUAGGUACUUCUGAACAAAGAUGGAGAUUGGACAUCGUAAUCUCUCUGUCCCCAUGAUGUUUACACUUGUAGAACUUGCAUGAAUACAACAUGAAAAUGGGGAGAAUAUUGGAAUUCUUUUUAGUGAGUUCAGAUGGCACUACGCUCAAUAUAUUAAAAUGCUACUCUAGAACAACACUUCUGGGGAAAGUCUUGGAGUUCCUUCACUUUCUCCCUCCUCAGCCUGCCAGGCCACAUUCAUCCCUUCCCCUUAUUGUAAAAUGUAUUUUCUUUUUAUUUAAAAACUUGGAAUUUUGUUAAAUAUCCUGAUAGUAGUCUUUGUCUUUUAAACACUUAAGACUUUUCCCACUUGCCCUACUCUUCAAUGUUUGCUUUUCCUUUUCUGUUAACUACCUUGUGUCCAAACAUGAGAAAAUUCCAACAGCACUUUUCAGAUUACAGUUUUGGGGUGUAGAUUUUCCAUUGAAACUGGGUAAAAGUGGGUUCUCUUAAGCCUACGAAAGAAAGAAGCUGGUACAAAAUUCUUUCUUUUCCACGUGAACCGUCUGUCAUUUUUGUCCACUACAUACACUCACUGCUACUGUCUGUUCCUAGUUCUGAUGAAAGGUUGCACCCUAAACAAUUUUUUCUCUUCUUAAAUACUGAUUGAUUUUUCUAAUAUAAUAGUUUUGCAUCCUGAUUUGCUUAUUUUAUUUGUCAUGUUUAAAGCUGUCUUUUCAUUUCAUACUGGUAUUCUGUUCAAAAUCAAUUAAUUGAUCUUUUAACUGGACUGUUGCAAAAUACUGUUUUGUUUUAAAAAAAACUGCAAUGCAAAUCGUGCUUUGAUCCAUUUUAAAGCCAAUUGUGACCUGUUCCAGGAUAAAGCGGCACAUUUUUUUUCUCUCUGCAGAGCUACAAUUUCAGUUUAUUCUAUACAAUGAGUUGUAUUGAACCUCUUCUGUUAAGUUUCAGUUUUUUUUGGAUUGGAGGAAUUGGUUAGCAUUAAAUACUAGCCCUACCAAGCCACGCAUAGUAUUUUCGAGUUAACUGAGUUGGAAAAGCCAGCAGUGCUUUACUGCUGUAAAUGCAACUAUUGAUGGAUGAAGUGAAGGCAUACAACUGGAAGGUUUGUAAUUCUUUAACCCUUCAUUACCAAGAACCAGUAUGAUCAUAUUUUGUCACAAAUUUUCUGUUGUUGGACAAAUAUUAAAUUGUUUUGGCCACUGAGCAAAAGAUUGUGCUGCAUCUGGUUAUACAGGCUACUACUGUAAAGGAGAGUUGAACUUGAAGAGGAAAUUAAUUGACCUCCUGAUCUGUUUGACCAAAAUGGUCCUUUCUUGCUUUUGUAACGUGCAGGUAACUUUUUUUGUUGCUGGCAAAGUUGAAUUUUGUUUCUUGUUUCACACCCACACACUUUUCCCAUGUAUUGUAUGUUAGUCUACAACUAUAGAAAGUCAAGAACUGAAGGGAUGACUUACUAAGCCUGAAUAAAAUAUGAAUUUUCU